Molecule: messenger RNA, 555 nt
Organism: Dendroctonus ponderosae (mountain pine beetle)
Lineage: Eukaryota; Metazoa; Arthropoda; Insecta; Coleoptera; Curculionidae
Gene: mRpS18B
Product: 28S ribosomal protein S18b, mitochondrial
Exons: 1
Coding region: 1-546 (181 amino acids)
Biological process (GO): mitochondrial translation
Cellular component (GO): ribosome; mitochondrion
Molecular function (GO): structural constituent of ribosome
Source: RefSeq, a predicted model, not a curated record
AUGUACAGUCGCUCAGUAGGAAUAAAAAACUUAAUAUCCAGUGCGAUUGUUCGCAGACGGUUGUCUUUAACGGCGCGUAACUUCCAAGAAGAAUCCGCAGUUGUGGAAACUCGCGAAGUUACCAAAGACCGUUCACAGCAAGUGCCCCUUGAGACGAGCCUUCGCUAUCUAAAAAGUGCCGCAUAUAAGCAGACCUAUGGUAAUCAGCCCGUUUGGGUGCCUUACAGAAGGAAUCACAAAGGAGCCAUUCCGCCUAGACAUACAAGAAAAACCUGCAUUCGUAAUGAGGAGAUAUCUACUGGAAACCCUUGCCCCAUUUGCCGGGAUGAGUAUCUAGUUCUUCACCAAGAAAACACUGAAUUAUUGAAGCAGUUUAUAUCGCCCCAGACUGGCGCUGUGCUGGGCUACAGCCAAACUGGGCUUUGCAGAAGGAGACAACUGGAGUUGGAAGUUUGCAUUAAGAGAGCUUAUGACUAUGGACUACUAACGUUUGAUGUGCCAUUUAGGAAAUACGACUACUCCAAAUAUUACCCAAAAAAUAAAUAAUGGAAGCAG